Molecule: messenger RNA, 7662 nt
Organism: Linum trigynum
Lineage: Eukaryota; Viridiplantae; Streptophyta; Magnoliopsida; Malpighiales; Linaceae
Source: the annotation of a GenBank genome assembly
GUACGAUCAAUUUUCCCAUAGAUGGCCAUUAUCUAGAGCAAGGAUUGGUGGAUCAUUGAUUCUAGUAUCAACAUCCUACCACUUUCACUCUAUGAAUAUAUAGGUCUAGUCGACAUGGAGAUUCAUAUGGAGAUCAAGUUAUCAUAUAACACCCCAUGACAACCUUUUGGAGUAGUUUUAGGAUUGAGCAUCCAAAUUGGGACAUUCAUAUUCUUUCUAGACUAUAUUAUAAUCAAGACGAAGAUAGAAACCCCAUAUUUCUUGAUAUUAGUAGCCCAUUACUGGCCAAUGUCGGUGCCAUGAUGAAUGCAUCAAAAGGAAAGGUCACACUGCAUGUGGGAGAGAUCAUGCAUCGGGUAAGAAGGUCUACUGAAGCUAAAACUAUAAACCAACCCAUCAACGUUUAUGAUUUUGAGAAGAACGAAGAGACUGAGUCGUAGAUAGAGAUCUAGACAAGAUUGAUAUCUCUAAAUGAUGAUUCCUUAAAUGCAACAUAUCAUCAUUACUAUGAAUAUCUAAUAUGGGGAGAUGAGUUGAAAGAAGCUUCACCAACUCCAUAUUGGAAACUAGCACAAAUGGCACUCAAGAUAGCCAGUACAAGACCCAAAUCAAUACUAGAAGAUCGAGGAGUUGUAGUACAAAAGCAUCAGAGGAAUAUCAAGAGUUCAUUCACCACCAUCGAUAAAAAUGGAUUAAAUCCACAUCUCAUAGUGCCAACACUGAUCAAUUCCAGCAGAUGGGGUGAUGAAUGGACAUCAAAACUCGAUUGGCCAUCCGAUUAGAGCAUGUUUUUGAAGAAUGAUGGGAGUAUCAAGCUCCUUUUUGUUUUUAUAUUUUGGAUUUCAUUUAGGAUUUGAAGCAUUAGCUCUCUCCAUUAUCUAUCUUUGUUUUGUUUGUUUAUUUAGAAUCUCACUAAAUAAGAUGAGUGUUAGUGGCUUAAGCCAUCUAUAUUGAAAUAAGUAUGACAAAUGAGGUAACCCGUUCCAACCUUUGAUAUAGCUCACUAUCUUUUAGUCCAUUGAGCACAUUGUUCAUUUUAAGGUGUGGGAUGGAAAUGUGUUGUAAUGUUUUACGUGAUUAUGCUUUAUAGAUUCUAUAUCUUUCGUCGUUCAAUUUCGACAUUUUUAUCCAAUGUUUUUAGUUAUGUUAUAUGUGCAUUUUUCAAUAAUUCUAAAGAUGUAUCAUCCAUUUAUUGGCUUGAGUGGUCGAAUUUUUUUUUUACAUGAUAAGAUUUUAGAAAAUUUUCUUCAACUCUUGUCAUCUCCUACAAGAAUGUUCACUGCUCAUCUUACUUUGAAUCAAUGAGUCUAUGGAAUGUCAUCUGAUCUAGAGAGAAUAGUGCAGUGACUAUGAAGGAUGUGAUAUUCAAUGAGAUAUAAUGAACAUUUGAUAUGUUUGAAUGCUAUGUUUUUUAUUCAUUCAUAGAUUUCUUAUUAUGGGAAGGAGCCUCACUUUUUAAAAGUUUUUUUUACAUAGGGUGAACUAUAUCUUCUACAAAAUGUAAGAAAUACAUAUCAAGACAUGUUUUUAUCAUUCAAAAUUGCCAUGUUAUGUUAAGAAAUUCAAGUAUGGGGUAAACCCAAAGUGUGAGGCAUCUUUUCAUUUCACAAAAUUGGGUUUUUGGAAAAUAUACUAGUUGAGAUUAAGUGGUGAAGUCCUACUAAGUUAUGCUAGUUCCUCUCUAGUACAAGUAAAAUUUCCACUUGUUGAAUGGAUAGCCAACUUGAGGAUGUGUCCUUAAUGGCACAGAUAAAUCUUCCGACACCCGUUAGUUUCAUUGACCCUCCACGCGAAUUGAUGUAUAUGAGCUUCUAAUUAUUGCUCAACCAAUAAACACCUAACACUCGAGGAAAUAACUACACAAGAAAAUCACAAAAAAGUGAUGCCCUCUAGAAAAUCUAAGAAAAUUUUAAAAGUGAUGGUAUAUGUGUUCUAAUAAGGAAACAUGUGCUUAAAGAAUAUGCCAAAUGGUAUAAUCAUUCAAAGCUCAAAAAAUGUUUAUCAAAAGCUUCACCCUAUGUAUUUUGAGACUCUAAUGCAUGAUUAGUUGUCUGUACUCUGAUUGGAUUGCAUGUUGUUCUUUCAUGUUAACGUGGUUAGGAUUCCUCGUGCUAUAGUUGACCUUGUAAGAGAGAACCAUAUCGAAGGAGCUCGACAAAAUGACCCCAUAACUUCGGGAGAAGUAGCUCAACUGAAAGGGGGAAUAUGUGAACACGAACAAACAAAGUUGCUCGACUGAAAGGAGAGGGGUGAUGACUCGGUAUUUGCACAUGUUUUCCCCUUUGUUUCUUGAUUGUUUGAGCUUGAAUUAUUGCGUCUUUGGCCUAUUUUAUGCUAGGUUGUGUUCCUUUGUCCCAUUUCAGGUCCUAGCACAUAAAUUGAAGCAUAGGCGCAAGUUUCAAGUCAAUCAGAGAUCAAUUGACGAUUCGAGAGAAGAAACUCGGGCAUGACCUGAAGAAGAAUGGAUUUCUACCUCUCUUUAUGGACAAAGAAUCAUGCAAGCUUGUUAUGAAACGAAAGAGGACGAGACUACGAGCGUCUGGGAUCAAACGGCGAUUGAUUCGGAGUCCGGACGAGGGAGAAACGAAGCAUUAAACAGAGGCUGAGCAAGCUGCACGGGCAGACCAGCGUGGCCACGCACGGCCGUGCAAUUGACCAGUUUGGCCGUGCGGGAUUGUGCGUGGGCACGCACGGGAUUGUGCGUGGCCACGCACGGCCGUGCAACAUACAAUUCUGGCCGUGCGAGUUGGCUGAGGUUCAACUAAUUGAUACGCCGAGUUUUGAGGUGCACGGCCAGAAUGGUGAUGUGCACGGCCGUGCACCCUGGCCGUGCGAGUCGGGAAUGGCUGUUUUUAACCCAAAUUCGAGCCAAAGGAGAGGGAGAGCUGGGUUUUGGAUCCCAAACACCCAAGGGACGAACCCUAGAGAGAGAGAGCGACUUGGAAACAUUCUUGGAGCUAUUUUGGAGGAUUUCUUCGCCAUUGGAGCUCGGGAAUCAAGCUUGGAGAUGGAGAUUGAAGAUCUAGAUCAGAUUUCUGCAGUCUCUCUCUUCUCUAUGGAGUAACUUCCCUUCACUUAGGUUUUGAGGAACCCUAGUUCCAUGAGUUAGGAUCUUUCUUGUAUGAAGUUUUGGAUGCUAUAUUGUUUGAUUAUAAUCGAAUGAUGCAUGUUUAUUGAGUCAAUUGAAGUCUGAUCAACUUUUCCUGAUUUCUGCUGCAAUCUGAGAUAGAUAGAAUCUGAUUAGGUUGCUAGAGUCUCAUCAUUCGGUAGUAGGAGAUUGGCUAUACGAGAGUUAGCCAGUUUACUGCUUUGUACUGGAAUCCAAUUCCAGUAGUGGAGUUCUGUGCUUAUUGCUUCAGCUUUCUAUCCCGGUGAAGGCUAGUCGUCUGCCGGAUAGUUAGACUGAGAGGGCUUGGUCAGCUUAAGAGAUUCCAAGCUACUGUCGGAUCUUCCGCAGUUUAAUCAACAGUAAAUCAACCAAAAUGAAUUACAACUUGGACCUAAUUGAGGAGCUAGGGGGAAUCAUACCUAAGUGAGUUCCCAAACUGUAAUUAGUAGUUUUACUUAGUUUAGUUAGUAGAGUAGUUUAGUUAAUCAAUCCUUAAUCUAGUUCGCUAGAUAAUGAACUGAAGCUGAGUAAUAGUAACUCUAGAGACCCGUGGAUUCGAUAUUUAUUACUUGUGCCACUAUACUGCAGUCCCUUUCAUUGGUUACACUUGGCCAUUGUUAGGUGUUGUGUUUUAGAGCAUCAAGUUUUUGGCGCCGUUGCCGGGGACUUUCUAGAGUAUUAGGAAAGGCAGAAGUUUGUUACUUUAGCGUUUUUCUUUUCUUUUCUUUUCCACCCUUGCUUUUCACUUGGGUAUUUUUGUUUUUGUUGGUGCAGAUCUGAAUCAUGGAUCCUAAUGGCUUCUCCAACCAGUGGGGGUAUCCACCACCAUCCGAGUGGUAUUACCCUGAGACUCCCUGGAGCAAUCAAGGAGGAGAAGACUAUGGAUUCGGAUUCCAGUACCAACCCCCUUUCUACGGAGAACAACCAGACCCCUGGGCAUAUCAAGAACAAUCUCCUUAUCAAGAAGAAUUCCUCCCACAACAAGAAGGGCCAUCGGAUCUGGAGUUACCCAUGGCGGCCUUCACGGGCCAUUCUGCAGAGCCAUGCUACACUCCACAGCCAGAUCCAAACUAUGAAUUGAGGCUUCUCGUGGAGCAGAUUGCUCGAGUACCUGAGAGAUCUUUUCCCGAGAUGGAUCCUCAUAUCCAGGCCAUUGCCCAAACUGACUUUUCCUUCCCCCAUGAAACAGAGGAUACCAUCCGGAGCAUAAAGAAGCACUUAGAGGUCAUUGAGAAAGCUUGUUCACAGUUUUCUCAAGACAACCUUUAUGCUGCCAUACAAGUAGAGGAGGAGGAAGAAAGAGGCAAUCAUGAGGAUGUUGAGGAGCAUACAGAAGUUGUCACAGAAAGCUCCCAUGAUAAUCAUGAUCAAGUGUAUCCUCUGGUGGUAGAUCAUAACUUUCACCAUUUCCGCUCUGACAUGCUGGGCUCGAGUGAGGAGAUGCAAGCUGAACUUAUCGAGAACCUUGCAUGGAGACUUGCUCUCCGAUUCGUGCUGGAAGAAGAAGAGCAAGAAAGGGUGCAGAAAGAAGUUGUGGAGGAUGACAAAAGUGAAGCAGAAGGAGUUCUUGAUCUUUUCUCAGGGGUGAUACCACAUGAAGAAGAAAGGGGGGUUGAAAAAGCAAUUGGCGUCCAGGCUGAGGACGGAGUUGAGGUGGAAGAGGCCUGCACCGGCCAUGAGUUACAUGUGAUAUCUCCACCAAGCUUCGAGGAACUACUUAGCAAGGACCCAUUUGCAGUGUCUCUUUGCCAAACCAAGGCCACAUCGACAUCGGUCCCUCUUGGUGGACGCGAUGGUGGCCAAUCGAUGCUGUCAUAUCUGGUUUGGGGCAAUGAGACGAGAGAAGAGAAGAAGAGGUCUCGAGGGUGGAGACUUCAUCUGCAUCAAGUACACGAGCCUUCAUCACCUGCCACACCACAUGCUCGUGACUUGAGACUCCACCUCAUCGACGAGAACCUCAACUUCAAGGAGGUUCUAGCAUGGACCGAAACUUAGGAGCCAUCGUCCGGCUCACGACGUGAAAGAAGCGCUUGUUGGGAGGCAACCCAACCAGUCGGUUUGCAUUUCUUUCUCUAUUUCUCCUCGGUUGAGUCAGUUUUGUUAUUUGAUUUUAGAGUCAAUAACUCAACCUUUGUGAGAUUUUGUGUGGUGUUUGUGUUCUGAUUACUCUCUCUUCCUGGAAUGCACCGCCUGACCCAUUCAUCAUCAUUCACCCUUGAUCUGGUAACUUCGUUCUACCCUCCUUAUCUUUCCUCCAUUGAGGACAAUGUCGUGCUUAAGUGUGGGGGGAUGUUCGAUUAUGUAUGCGGAUGAAUGUUUGGCUGUUUGUGUGCUUGGAGCCUAGUCCACUGUCCAAAUUUUUAAAUUUGAGGGCUCCAAGUACGUGUUCCAUGCAAUUGCCUGCUCAGUAUGCUUUGAAUUGACAGUCUUUACAGUAAUAUGCAACCUAGGGAGGUAGUGUAGCACUAUGGAGGAUGUUGAUGCAUUUAAGAAGUCUCAUUUCUUCUUCAUAUUGAGUUGGUUGAUUGAGUGAAUUAGUGAUCUUAGGACCCUUGAAUUGUGUGGUGUUGUGGAUUCUCUACCUGUCAUGGACUCUUGUAUCAUGUUUUGAGUUUAACAGGUGCUCGAAAAUGUGCUUCAAAAUAACGUCUCCCGUGCGAAUAGGGCGAAAGUGUGUAAGGGGAGACGGGAAUUCGUUCCCAAUUUCCACCUACUACCUCCAGCCCCCUUACAUGUCUUUCCCCCGCACGAGGCUCGAGACAUCCGCUCCUGGCAUGGCCGGUAAGAGCAGGUUGGGACCCUUGAAAAAGAAAAGAAAAGAAAAAUAUCAGAAAACAAGCAAAACAAAAAAAAAAGGGGUCUCAACCAUCUUCAAGAAGCAGAAAAUAGAGCACCUUGAAAAAUGUGAGUCCAUGAUCUGUUGUUUUUGAGAAUCUCCUCAUCCACAAUUCAUUUGUCCUCUGUUCACUAUUUGCCAUGAUGCCGACUCGCCGAAGAAGUUAUGAGAUGACUUGUGCGUCGGUUGACCUUGUAAGCUGCUAAAUGAUCUAGGAAGUCCUCUACCUACGAUCUGGGUUGUUUGUUGCUAUAGAGGUCUGGAGAGUUGCAUUGGUUUGAGUUAGGUUUGCUUGGGGACAAGCAAACAGUUAAGUGUGGGGGGAUUUGAUGACUCGGUAUUUGCACAUGUUUUCCCCUUUGUUUCUUGAUUGUUUGAGCUUGAAUUAUUGCGUCUUUGGCCUAUUUUAUGCUAGGUUGUGUUCCUUUGUCCCAUUUCAGGUCCUAGCACAUAAAUUGAAGCAUAGGCGCAAGUUUCAAGUCAAUCAGAGAUCAAUUGACGAUUCGAGAGAAGAAACUCGGGCAUGACCUGAAGAAGAAUGGAUUUCUACCUCUCUUUAUGGACAAAGAAUCAUGCAAGCUUGUUAUGAAACGAAAGAGGACGAGACUACGAGCGUCUGGGAUCAAACGGCGAUUGAUUCGGAGUCCGGACGAGGGAGAAACGAAGCAUUAAACAGAGGCUGAGCAAGCUGCACGGGCAGACCAGCGUGGCCACGCACGGCCGUGCAAUUGACCAGUUUGGCCGUGCGGGAUUGUGCGUGGGCACGCACGGGAUUGUGCGUGGCCACGCACGGCCGUGCAACAUACAAUUCUGGCCGUGCGAGUUGGCUGAGGUUCAACUAAUUGAUACGCCGAGUUUUGAGGUGCACGGCCAGAAUGGUGAUGUGCACGGCCGUGCACCCUGGCCGUGCGAGUCGGGAAUGGCUGUUUUUAACCCAAAUUCGAGCCAAAGGAGAGGGAGAGCUGGGUUUUGGAUCCCAAACACCCAAGGGACGAACCCUAGAGAGAGAGAGCGACUUGGAAACAUUCUUGGAGCUAUUUUGGAGGAUUUCUUCGCCAUUGGAGCUCGGGAAUCAAGCUUGGAGAUGGAGAUUGAAGAUCUAGAUCAGAUUUCUGCAGUCUCUCUCUUCUCUAUGGAGUAACUUCCCUUCACUUAGGUUUUGAGGAACCCUAGUUCCAUGAGUUAGGAUCUUUCUUGUAUGAAGUUUUGGAUGCUAUAUUGUUUGAUUAUAAUCGAAUGAUGCAUGUUUAUUGAGUCAAUUGAAGUCUGAUCAACUUUUCCUGAUUUCUGCUGCAAUCUGAGAUAGAUAGAAUCUGAUUAGGUUGCUAGAGUCUCAUCAUUCGGUAGUAGGAGAUUGGCUAUACGAGAGUUAGCCAGUUUACUGCUUUGUACUGGAAUCCAAUUCCAGUAGUGGAGUUCUGUGCUUAUUGCUUCAGCUUUCUAUCCCGGUGAAGGCUAGUCGUCUGCCGGAUAGUUAGACUGAGAGGGCUUGGUCAGCUUAAGAGAUUCCAAGCUACUGUCGGAUCUUCCGCAGUUUAAUCAACAGUAAAUCAACCAAAAUGAAUUACAACUUGGACCUAAUUGAGGAGCUAGGGGGAAUCAUACCUAAGUGAGUUCCCAAACUGUAAUUAGUAGUUUUACUUAGUUUAGUUAGUAGAGUAGUUUAGUUAAUCAAUCCUUAAUCUAGUUCGCUAGAUAAUGAACUGAAGCUGAGUAA